AAUUCCAGAAACUGCAAAAUCCAAAAUCCUCGGCUAUCGUACUCGUGGCUAAUUGUUGAUCUCAUUCUGCUCUGUAAGUGGAAGCUCGCCGGCCAGAAUCUCUGCGUGUGUUGACAUACGUGUUGGGCAUCAGUCGAGAUGGAUGUGGUCACCUUUUCCAACGCGCCGUCAAGAACAUCGCCCCUCGGCAUCGGCUCCGGCUACUCUGCGGGCUGGUCGCAGCCCCUCCGGCGGCGUCAUCUCUCUUUCGUCGCCUUCAAAUCAUCAGAUACGAACUCAGCAAAAACACUGACUAAAUCUAGGAAGCAGGCCAAGAGAGCCCAGACCAUUUCCAUCGAGUCUGCCUCCGCUUCCCCUGCAUCGGCUGCGGUCGCGGCGGAUUUGGACUACAGUGAGGUUGCGGAGGCGCUCGAGAACAUAUAUAAGCUGAGCCCGGCGCAGGAAUCGGAAAUGGAAUUGGAUUCCAAACUUGGUCGCGGAAGACACCGGAAGAAAAGGUGCAAGGACGGCGUGGAGAGCGGAGAAGGGGUUGUGAGGAACAGGAAGAGGAGGACGAGGCGACUGAGUUUGGAUGGGAGGAUUGCGCUGCAGCGUCUGCGGAAGGAAGAGGGAGAGUUGCUUGCAGGAGAUGGUGUGAGGGAUGAUGCCUCAAAGGAGGAGAAAGAGGAGUUGGAAGUUGUUAAGUUGUUGCGGGAAUAUUCGGUGUCUAUUGACUUGGGCAGUUUGGAUUGGAAGAAGAUGAACAUUCCGCCAGUUCUGUCACUGGCUGAGCAUAAUUGGCUCUUCAAACUGAUGCAGCCUAUGAAGGCGAUGCUCAAGGUGAAAAAGAAUCUGUAUGAGGACUUAGGUAGGGAGCUGACAAAUGUAGACUUGGCAGAAGCAGUUAACUUGAGCGUCACAAGAAUGAAAAGAGAGCUAGAAGUUGGUCAUGCAGCAAGAAACAAGAUUAUCAAGCACAACCUCCGUCUGGUCUUGUUUGUAAUUAACAAGCAUUAUCAAGACAUUGCAAGCGCUCAUAAGUUCAAUGACCUGUGUCAAGCUGGAGUGAAGGGACUUAUUACAGCCAUUGAUCGCUUCGAACCAAAGCGCGCUCUCCGUUUGUCUACUUAUGCCCUCUUUUGGAUUCGACAUUAUAUAGUUAGAUCUAUGACACUUUCAAGUUUCACUCGCGUAUCCUUUGGCAUCGAGGCGGUCAGAUUGGAGAUCCAGAAGGCCAAACUAGAGCUGGCAUUCAAGCUCCGGAGGCCACCGACCGACGAAGAGAUAAUUGAGAGGGUGAGAGUAUCUCCUGAGAGAUACUACGAUGUGUUGAAGGCCUCAAAGGCAGUAGGUUCUCUCAAUGGAAGGCAUGCGGUUACUCAAGAAGAAUUUGUUGAUGGGAUUGCAGACAUUGAUGGAGUGGGAGGUGGCAAGCGAAGACAGCCUGCCCUCCGUCUAGCUAUUGAUGAUGUGCUUGAUUCACUUAAGCCCAGGGAGAGCUUGGUCAUCAGACAAAGAUACGGGCUUGAUGGGAAAGGUAGGCGAACCUUGGGAGAGAUUGCAGGAAACCUCAAUGUAUCAAGAGAGAUGGUAAGGAAACACGAGCUGAAAGCGUUGAUGAAGCUCAAACAUCCAGCUCGACUCGAUUACCUUCGCCGAUAUAUUUGAAUCAACCGCAUUCUAUUCUCCUUAUAUACAUCUUCAGUUUGCCCAGACUACACUCCCGUUGAAUCAUUUUGGCAUAUUGAUUUGCUAGCUUCUAUGUAUUAUUUUACAGUUACAAAUCGCGAGUACAAAACUUGUAUGCCCAUUCAUGUGGAUGCUAUAUUGUGGAACCUCGCAUGUAAUAUAGUGUCGAUGUAAUUAUGUAAAGGUUACGAAAGAUAAUGGUAUAGCGUUUCCUUGUUUUUUUUU
This is a messenger RNA of Phalaenopsis equestris, 1893 nucleotides long. Its product is annotated as RNA polymerase sigma factor sigE, chloroplastic/mitochondrial. Gene Ontology annotation, molecular function: DNA-binding transcription factor activity. The coding region runs from base 139 to 1647 and encodes 502 amino acids. Gene Ontology annotation, biological process: DNA-templated transcription initiation; regulation of DNA-templated transcription. Lineage: Eukaryota; Viridiplantae; Streptophyta; Magnoliopsida; Asparagales; Orchidaceae. The transcript has 5 exons. The record is from RefSeq and is a predicted model, not a curated record.